This is a messenger RNA of Stegodyphus dumicola, 1270 nucleotides long. It is a transcript of the gene p47, whose product is annotated as NSFL1 cofactor p47. Lineage: Eukaryota; Metazoa; Arthropoda; Arachnida; Araneae; Eresidae. Gene Ontology annotation, cellular component: nucleus; cytosol. The record is from RefSeq and is a predicted model, not a curated record. Gene Ontology annotation, molecular function: ubiquitin binding. Gene Ontology annotation, biological process: Golgi organization; membrane fusion; proteasome-mediated ubiquitin-dependent protein catabolic process.
CAUUUUUUUUUUUUUUGUUUGUUGUUGUGUCUACAUUUUUAGUAUUGUGUUCAAUAAUGGCAGACAUAGAUCCUGCGGCAUUAAUAUCCGAAUUUUGCAAAGUUACUGGCACUGAUAUUUCGCAAGCACGGCAUUUUUUAGAAGACGCUGGAUGGGAUAGCGACCUUGCAAUGUCAAGAUACUUUGAAGAAACUGAAGAUAAAUCCAGUGACGAUGAUCCUGUAUUUCAGAGGCCUGGAAGCCCAAAACCUCAAAUGCCACCUAAUAACAGUUCCAGAAUAGCUACGUUUGCUAGUUUAAUGGGAAAUCAAGCCACUGAUGAGGAAGAAGGCCAGGCCUUUUAUGCUGGAGGUUCUGAAAGAAGUGGUCAACAAGUGUUGGGCCCUGGGAAACGAAAAGCUGGAAAUGAAAUUGUUGAAGAAGUAUUUAAAGCAGUCAGAAGUUUUGGAGCUGAAGUUGUUGAUUCUUCGGAAAAAAGACACAGUUCAACCAAACUGAAAGCAUUUCGUGGCACAGGGUAUGUUCUAGGAUCAUCUUCAGAAAGCAGCAGUGCUGUUUCUGACCCUGUAGGUGAUGAUGCUGUGUCUCAAAAUGUGGAAAUUUGUUUAAGACUUUGGAGGACAGGCUUUACUAUAAAUGAUGGCCCACUUCGAGAUUAUCAUGAUCCUGAAAAUAAGGAGUUUCUGGAUUCUAUUCGUAAAGGAGAAGUUCCUUUAGAACUAAGACAUAAAGCUAAAGGUGAAGAGGUUCAUCUUAACAUUGAAGAUCAUAGUCAUGAAGAAUAUGUUCAAAAGAAGCCUACUGUUCGAGCCUUUUCUGGAACUGGUUUUAGACUGGGAAGUAUAACGCCACCAGUAAAACAAUCUGAAUCCACUACCUCAUCAGAAAAAGAUGUAGAAGAAGCACAGCAAAGCUUAAAUGUUGAUGAAUCACAACCUGUGACAUCUGUUCAAAUUAGGCUUGCUGAUGGUUCUAGGUUGACAAUGAAAGCAAAUUACACUCAUACUGUUGGUGAUGUAAGAAGAUUCCUAGUACUAGCUCGUCCUGAAUAUAGUGCUUCGUUAUUCUCAUUGAUGACCUCAUAUCCUACAAAAGAACUAGUGGAUGAUGCUGCUACAUUAGCUGAAGAGAACUUACUGAAUGCUGUGAUAGUUCAAAAAUUGAAGUAACAAAUAGAAAUGAAUGUUUAUUAUUAAAUUUUGUUUAACAUCAACAAAUUGUAAAUAUGUUUUCAUACAUAAUUACUGAUUUCUCAAAGUAAAAAAAAAAA